GUUGCUGAUCAGCAAACAAUUCCCAGUGCCGAUUAGAUUAUCUUGUCAAUAGGGUUGAGCCAAAUAUUUGGAUGAAAGAAGUAUCCAGUGCAGAUGAUGUAGGCCUACUUUUUAAGAGUGUUAAUAUAAUCAGAGUUAAAUGUGUCGAUAUCUGUAUACGUAAUAAAGGAAAAUCCUCAUUGGGGUAGCUGUGUUCAGUUUCUCACUCUUGUGAUCAAAAAUGAUCUCAAGCUCAAUCCUGAGGCUGUUCUGUAAAUAGUUUCCCAGUAAAUAAUAAAUAUAGCAAUAUCAAUCCAGGCUUAAAAUGGCAACUUCUGAUCUGAUUGAACAGAUACAGAUAAUGGAGUGCUUGCUCAUCCCUUCUUGUCAAAUUAUGAUGUCAGCAGUUAAUUUUCUAUGUGAAGCCAGAAAGGCUAAAUGAAGAACUUUGAAACGUGUGUAGGAUUUAUAUGAAAGUUCUACUUGAGUACUACUUGACGCGGGUCAGUUCAAGAGCUUAUAACUGGGUCUUACGUACUUUGGCUGAUAACUCCUCAGACUGUGACAGUAUAUUCUGUCACCAGUCUGGGGUUCACAGACUCUCUUUCUAGAAUGUAUUAAGUAUGUUGCCAUGAAGGCAGUGCAAACUAAAUAAAAGCUUGUAAUUGGACCUUGAGUUAAGAAUAUGUCCUCAACAAUGCAGCAAGCUGAAGAAAUGAUCAAUGUACGUUUGAGAUCCAAGUAAAAUAUGUGACAUAUUGGCAUGUGGCUUCCAGUUGAUUUUAGAAGUGAGAUCUCAGAUCCUCCAGAUCCUGAUCUGGAUUUGAAAAUAUAUGAGGUUGUGCCUUUGCCGUCAACACAGCUGACAUGUUGAAAUUCAUUUUUCUAACGAAGUGUCUUCCUUAACAUUUCUACAAAAAAAAGCAUUUUUAUAGACUUGCAUAUCUGCAUCUAUUGGGCCCUCUGUGUUACAUCAGUUUUAACCUACUCUGUGUAUUGUCAGAGUAAAGGAUGGGAAUCAAGAACCGGUUCCGAAUCAUCUGCCCCAUCAGAAUCGUAUGUGUCUCAAUGUAUGGUAGAGAAGAAGAAACAGUCCAAAGUGUGGCUUCAUAUUAUGAAGACAGAUGACAACUGUCCUGUUUGUAAUGUCCGUGAAAUGAUGACUUCAAGUAAAGGGGGAAACACCAGCAAUAUGCUGAAACAUCUUUCUCAGCAACAUGGGCUUCAAUUCCAGGAUUGUUAACACUAUACGCACAAAAAUGCCACUGCUUCCCAAACGAGCAGCACGUCCAUUACGAGAUUAAACGUCAAAAAUGUUUUGUUCUGGCACAAAGUUCAGAAGCUUGAUGUUUAGUUUUAGUAGUUUAAAGUUUAGUUUCAUAUUCCUCUGAUGAUCCAGGGACCAGUAGUGUUUGACAAAAAUAAUACGGCAUGGUGAUCACUGUGACGGGCUACUGAUCUCAUGCAUAUGACUGUUGCAUGUUUUGGUUUGACAUUUAGAAAAUGAAAUGUUUAAUGGCUGAACAUGAUAAUUACUAACACAUGGAUAAAUGGAAAUAGUUAGCACACAGAGGUAUAUAUGAAUGCAAGAACACACACACACACACGCACAAACAUAAGCAUACACUGUUCUUUUGUCUUUCAGUGGGAUAUGCAAAGAACAAGGCAAUAUCUCAGAGUUGUGGACAGUACUUGUGCUUUCAGGAUGCGGAUGAUGUUAUGUUUCCCCAAAGAGUUCACCUGCAGUACGAGGCGUCUCUCCUCCACCCAAACUCUUUGGCACGCAGAACAGCGAGAGUAUCCGGUGUUGAUGCUUUCUGUGGCCCGCCAGGUCAGAGGUCAAAGGUCAUGUGUGUGAGGGAAGUGAGGGAGACAGCAUGGAGACAGCAGGCUUGCCGUCCUGCACAAACAGCCUGCCUCUCUCUGUUAUGGCUGCGAUACUUUAUGGUGGCGGAUAAUAAAUGUGGUCCUCUGCUUUGUUUUUCAGCUCUGUAUAACCUGUCUUGUCUUUACAUGAGCCCCUCUUUACUCGUCAUUGACCUCUGACCUGAAAUUUGGCCUCUAUGUAUCAAAGUGGGCACAACUGAUAUUUUGUCAUUUAGAAAAUUGAUAACUAGGGUUUGUUACUAACAUUUUUUUUUUUUUUUUUGCAUUGUCCGGCCUGUAAAAUGCCAGAAGAAUUAAAAGAUAUUCAGAUUAUUAUCUUACAAGACAAAAAAAAAAUCUGCAAAUAUUCACAUUUGAGAAGCUAUAGGCAACACAUUUUAGGGAUUCUGGUUAAAAAAUUAUCUAAAGGGUUAAUUAAUAACUAAAAUUGUGGCAAAUUAGUUUUCUGUCAGUCAACUAAUUGAUUAAUAAACAAUGCUUCAUGGAAGCUUUUAAGGAUUUUCAACGAACUUUAACUUUAAUUUAAAUGUGCCUUUAUUCCAGGGGUGUCAAACAUACGGCCCGGGGGCCAGGACUGACCCACCAAAGGGUCCAGUCUGGCCCUCUAAAUUAUUUUGCAUCAGACUUCUACUUGAAAACAAUAUGGGUGAAGCCCUGUUCAGUGUCUUACGUUGUGUUCACACUGGGUGCGAAUAAAACAAUUUGUGCGACUGAAUUACAUGUAAAGUCAAUGUAAAGACAUGAUUAGGUGCAAAUUCUCACCGGGUGGCGCGGUGAACACAACGCAAGUGACACAAAAUCUGUAAAUUAAGCAGCAUAAAUGGAGUAAGCGGCACAAUUUUGCGUCACUUGCUUGCACCUGCUAAGCAACCGAUUGCGAUAGCCAAUCAGCAUUGAGAUCCUCUGAGGACGUACGAUACCGAGGACUUAAUGGUGGAAAAUGAUUCAUCCAUUCAGCGAUUUCAUGCACAUAUGACGCCAGUCGACACACAAUAUUCUAGAGUUAAACUCAUGCAAAUAACAUGACGUAAAAAAUUGCAACGUGUUUGGUGUGAACACAUGUUGGCAUAGAUACAGCCAAUAGAUGGCACUAGAUGGUGGAGUCAAAAGUUUCACAUAACAAACGAGGCGACAGUGGAGGAGGUCACAAUGCUGUACCUUUUAACAGAGGCAGCACUGUAGACGGCUGGGGUCUGAUAGGUCACUGAAAACAUCCUGACAUGUCGACAGAGUAUUCUCUUCACUUCAUUAUCAAUUCGUUCUGUUCUGGCAUUUCUAAGAUUUCUUUGUCGUCUGCUAUGGUCGUAUCUUUUCUACAACUACGCUACACGGCCUCCAUGAUCUCCGGUUGUUCUGCUCUGUUUUGUCUGUUUCCGUAAGCUUUCAGAAAACAUGCACAAAUACAGACAAAAUGAAUGCAGAGCUCCGUCCGUCUCUGUCUCUAACAUACCUCUGGUCUUUAUGGUUAGUAAGCAAGUCAGCACAAAAUAUUCUACCGUUCACAGUCGCAAAAGUCAAAAGUUCGCAUCAUGUUUGGUGUUAAUAUCACACUGAUAAAACUUUAGAAUGUAAAUGGUUUGUAAGGCAGGGGACGACUACUGCUUAUUCAGUAGCUUCCACUUUAGUGGGGAAUUAUGUAAAAAAGUUACAUGUAAUCAAAGAGAGUAGUCGACUGAUUGUGGACAAACUGAGACAUACUGUUGAAUUUGCACAUAUUUUUUUGAUAUCUCGGGCUGUUCAUUUGUUUUAGUAAAUGGAUGAACGUUUUCAGAAUGUCGUCUUUACACUCAAAAAGGGGAGCAUUUAAAGGUGUUAUCUACAGAUUGUUAUAUGAUGUACUUGAGAUCAAAGUGUUCCGUAUGUGGCCCAUGAACUAAAAUAAGUUUAACACCCCUGCUUUAUUCUGAAGGGUUCCUACUGAAACUAGAAGUGAUCUUUGCAAUUUAACUGUAACCUAAGAUAUCACACUCCUGUGGUGUUUUUGUGUGUGUUUCCAUGAUAGCUGAUUGGCUGUAAAGUCCAGAGGGUUCCUGAGGGAUCUACUGAGCGUUACACUCGCUGGAUCAACACAAUCACUGAAGAUCAGCUCAUCACACAGGUGUACACGUCUCAUGGGCCCACAGUCGUCAUGCCAACAUGGUUCUGCUCAAGGAGCUGGUACCUGAAGGUUGGACCGUUCGAUGAAGGAGGCAAGGGAGUCCCGGAGGACUUGCUCUUCUUCUACCAGAGUCUUCGUCAGGGAGGGGGCGUGGCCAGGGUCGACCAGUGCCUGCUAGUGUACCGUUACCACGAGAAGGCCGCCACUCACUCUGUAACAGAGGAAACCAUUUGGAAACUGCGAGUCGAUUUCCUGCAGGAGAGAGUUCUCAGCCAAUGGGAGAGCUUCACCAUAUGGAACGCCGGGAAACAGGGCCGGAAGCUCUACCGAAGCCUGAGUCCGGCUAAUCAGGAGAAGGUGAAGGCUUUCUGUGAUGUCGACGAGAACAAGAUCCAGAAAGGCUUUUACACGUACGAGGAGUCCAAGAAAAGACCUAAGCCGAAAAUCCCAGUGCUGCACUACAAAGACGCCUCCGCCCCCUUCAUUAUCUGUGUCAAACUGGACAUGACAGGAGGCGUCCUGGAGGAAAACCUCAACUCUUUGCAGCUGAAGGAAGGAAGAGAUUACUACCAUUUUAACUGACUGCUCAGAGGGAUGGAGACAACAGGAGGAGCCGUGCAGCUUUAACAGGCUCAGAGGAAUGCACAACAAACUGAGGGACAUGCAGGUGAUAACAGGACUAAAGGGGACUGGACACUGGGACAGAGUCGGGCUGCAUCCACACGACUACGAUUUUGUCAUAAAACACAUAACUGUUGCUGGUGUUUUGGUGCCCAAAAACUGAGACCUUUGAAAACACUGCUGAGUCAGUUUUAGUUUAAAACCCCGGGGUUGAGUUUUAGUUUUGGAAACAAUGACACAGACAUUUAUGUUUGCAUCCCAGUUGGGUCGUUUCAGUCACAGCUUGUGAAGUCAAAACAUUACAACCAGGUCUACAUGCCUUUUGUGAUUUUAUGCUUUCUGUAUGGGUGCUCCUUUCCCAUUGCUGUGGCUUCCUCCAGUAAUGGAUAUGGCUCCCAGCACUGUUCUAAUAUCUCGAUGUAUUUACUUUUCCACGACUCCCAAUCAGUGAUUUCCACUGCCUUGACUACCAUAUACUCAUAUGUUAAUUUAAGUAACAGUUCAACCUCUUUGUCAGCCCAAACCAAGAAAUCUCUAGCCUUACCUUUUACCACCUCUGUAGAAUUUUCUGAAACUAAGCAAUCAACCACAAAGUAGACUGUAGGCAGGUUAUGUUAUCUUCAGACUGGGACUACUUCAUAUUCCUCUGCUUUCAGUCUUUAUGCUAAGCUAAGCCAACUAGAUCCUGGCUGUAGCUCCAUAUUUAACUGUCAGGUAUGAGAGUGGUAUUGAUCAUCUUGUCUAAUUACAAGACAAGGACAAGGACAAUAGAAUGACUAACAUGCAUGUUCCCCAAAAUGUCGACCCAUGCAUUUUAAAAGCUGGAACGUGGACGUUUAGGCUCAUAUUAGUAACUAUAACUUCACCUAGAGUGGAAAGAUAUGAUAAGAAACAAAAUGGAGGAAUGAUUUGGUAAUAGAAUGAGAGAGAAGACAGUAUUAGGCCUUUAUGUUUCACUCUUCAGAGGACGUGUAAGAAGACAUGACUUGC
Messenger RNA from Epinephelus fuscoguttatus (brown-marbled grouper), 5575 nucleotides. It is a transcript of the gene b3gntl1, whose product is annotated as UDP-GlcNAc:betaGal beta-1,3-N-acetylglucosaminyltransferase-like 1. Lineage: Eukaryota; Metazoa; Chordata; Actinopteri; Perciformes; Serranidae. The record is from RefSeq and is a predicted model, not a curated record. The transcript has 9 exons. The coding region runs from base 3995 to 4546 and encodes 183 amino acids.